Messenger RNA from Ipomoea triloba (trilobed morning glory), 3004 nucleotides. Its product is annotated as general negative regulator of transcription subunit 3-like. Lineage: Eukaryota; Viridiplantae; Streptophyta; Magnoliopsida; Solanales; Convolvulaceae. The transcript has 17 exons. The coding region runs from base 211 to 2796 and encodes 861 amino acids. The record is from RefSeq and is a predicted model, not a curated record. Gene Ontology annotation, cellular component: nucleus; P-body; CCR4-NOT core complex. Gene Ontology annotation, biological process: nuclear-transcribed mRNA poly(A) tail shortening; regulation of DNA-templated transcription.
AUUGGAUUAACUGCUACAUUCUGACGACGAGACUACUGGGCAGUGACGAGAGCAGGGACUGCAAUUCUGCAAAGAGACAGUCGAUCGCGGAAUUUCUAAAGAGAGCAAAAUCCUAAAACCCUAAAAGGUGUUGGGAAGGAGUGUGUUGAAUGAUCGCUGUCGUUUUCAAUUUUGAUCAGUUGCUGAAGGCUGUUAACUUCAUCGUCUUCAAUGGGAGCUAGUCGAAAGCUUCAGGGCGAGAUCGACCGGGUGUUGAAGAAGGUUCAAGAGGGCGUCGACGUCUUCGAUAGCAUUUGGAACAAGGUUUACGACACUGACAAUGCGAACCAGAAGGAAAAGUUUGAAGCAGAUUUGAAGAAGGAAAUAAAGAAGCUCCAGAGGUAUAGAGACCAAAUUAAGACAUGGAUUCAGUCCAGUGAAAUCAAGGAUAAGAAGGUCAGUGCUUCUUACGAGCAGGCUCUGAUGGAUGCUCGCAAGGUCAUUGAGCGUGAAAUGGAAAGAUUUAAAAUAUGUGAGAAAGAAACAAAGACCAAAGCAUUUUCAAAAGAAGGUUUGGGCCAACAACCAAAGACGGAUCCGAAGGAAAAGGCUAAAUCAGAGACAAGAGAUUGGUUGAAUAAUGUGGUUGGGGAGCUGGAAAAUCAAAUUGAUAGUUUUGAGGCUGAACUGGAGGGAUUGACUGUUAAGAAAGGGAGAACAAGACCCCCGAGACUGACACAUUUGGAAACAUCCAUUGUUCGGCACAAGGCCCAUAUCAUGAAACUAGAGUUGAUCUUGAGGUUACUUGAUAAUGAUGAGUUGAGCACAGACCAAGUCAAUGAUGUUAAAGAUUUCCUGGAUGAUUAUGUGGAACGCAAUCAGGAGGACUUUGAUGAAUUUGCUGAUGUUGAUGAGUUUUAUAGCUCCCUACCUUUAGAUAAGGUGGAGGCUCUUGAAGAUCUAGUCUCCAUCGGUCCCCCUGCGCUUGUUAAGGGUGUUGGUGCUGCAACAAUAAGCUUAAAAACUUCUAUAGCCACAUCACCUGUUCAAGUAUCGGCAACAAUAACAUCUUCUGUAGAACAAGGUGGUUCUGCUCAGGAGCAAGCAGAGGAAACUGCUUCCCGGGAGACUGCCUCUGACACAGUUGCAAGGACCCCACCUUCUAAAGCUACUGUGGCUAGUUCUUCUGUUCCAACAACACCUUCAAGUAGCCACAUGACUUCCAGUGCCGCCAUUGCUUUGUCUCCUACAAAUGUGUCUAAUGCCACAAAAGAUGAGGAGAUUAUGGGCUUCCCAGAUCGGAAAUCUUCCCCAGCACUUUCUGAAAGUGGAUUAAGAGGUGUUGGUAGAGGUGGCCUUCCUAGUCAGCCUGCAGUUAGUAUUUUGCUUGGUUCCAGUACCAAUGGUGCUAUGGAUGCUAUUCCUUCAUCUACUGAAGUAGCAAAGAAAAAUAUUUUAGGAUCAGAUGAAAGACUUGGGAGUGUUGGAAUGGGGCAGCCUCUAGUUUCCCCCCUGGCUAACAGAAACAUCUUGACACAAGCUACUAAGUCUAGUGAUGGAAUGGGCUCUACUGAUAGUGGUAAUGUUGGUGAGUCUAAUGUUAUGGCUGGCAGGGUUUUCUCUCCUUCAGUUGUGCCUGGCAUGCAAUGGAGGGCUGGAAGUUCCUUUCAGAAUCAAAAUGAACUGGGGCAGUUCCGUGGAAGAACUGAAAUUGCUCCUGAUCAGAGGGAGAAAUUUUUGCAGAGAUAUCAGCAAGUACAACAAGGAGGUCAGAUUAACAUUCUUAGCAUGCCCAUGCUUAGUAGUGGAAAUCAAAAGCAAUUUUCUGCACAACAGAAUCCACUAUUAACACAGUUCAAUUCUCAAAGCUCCUCUGUGUCACCUCAACAUGGCUUGGGAGUUGCCCAAGCAGCUGGUGUUAAUAGUGUCCCUUCAUCUGCAUCAUUGCAGCAGCAUACUGGUGUGAUCCAUCAACCAUCUAAUCAACAAAAUUUGACAUCUACAGCAUCUAGAGAUUCUGACAUGAGCCACUCAAAAGUGGAAGAAUUGCAGCAACAGCAAGCCCUUCCUGAAGAUUCGCUGGCUUCUGCUCCAUCCCCUGGUCCUGGAAAGACUGAGGAUGAUUUGAAGACUUAUGCAUUAGAAACACCUGGUGGAGUUGGCAGCCCUCUUGCAGAGCAACCCCAACUGCCGAGGGAUACAGAUCUCACUCCUGGUCAACCGUUACAAUUGAAUCAACCAUCAGGAAGCCUUGGAGUCAUUGGUCGAAGAAGUGUUACAGAUCUUGGUGCAAUUGGUGAUAACUUAAGUUCAUCACCUUCCAAUUCUGGAGGAAUGUAUGACCAGAUGUACAACUUGCAAAUGCUUGAGGCUGCUUUUCACAAACUUCCUCAACCGAAGGAUUCUGAGCGUGCUAAGAGCUAUACACCGAAGCAUCCAGUGGUGAGCCCUCCUAGCUAUCCCCAAGUUCAGGCGCCCAUUGUUAACAAUCCUGCCUUUUGGGAACGACUUGGAGCUGAUGGCUAUGGCACUGACACCUUAUUCUAUUCAUUUUACUACCAACAGAAUACUUAUCAACAAUACCUUGCUGCUAAGGCGCUGAAGAAACAAGCUUGGAGAUAUCACAGAAUGUACAACACUUGGUUUCAGCGGCAUGAGGAGCCAAAAUUAGCUACCGAUGACUAUGAGCAGGGGACAUAUGUUUACUUUGAUUUCCAUAUAGCCAACGAUGAACAUGCUGGGGGGUGGUGCCAGCGGAUCAAGACGGACUUCAAAUUCGAGUACAAUUACCUUGAAGAUGAGCUCGCGGUGGUUUAGAAAUUUUGUAAGCAUAUUAUGGUGAAUUCCUUUUGCCAUCAAAAGUAUGUAUCUUUGAAGUGAACCGUUUAAGUUUCAGUGAAAGAGAAACUUCUUAAAGUUCUUAUCAUGUAUGGGAUCGGAUUUUCAUGUUUUGUCGAAACUCGAAUACAUGCUUGUUUAGUUAUUUCAACCCAUAUUCAGUUUGGGUGGUUACACUUACAUUUCA